Anisakis simplex (herring worm) is the source of this 990-nucleotide messenger RNA. NCBI's taxonomy places the organism in Eukaryota, Metazoa, Nematoda, Chromadorea, Rhabditida, Anisakidae. The record is from the annotation of a GenBank genome assembly.
AUGUUAUUCAACAAAGUGUAUCUUCGUAGAAACAAUGGUAAAUUGAGACUUCGUUGGGAAAGCUAUCGUGCCUUCUCUGUCUUAAAAUGGAAAAAAUUGCAGAUUCCACUAAGCAAAAAUACCGAUAAGGACUUGACAAGUCAUCAUUUAUGUACAAUAGCACAUCUUGAUCAGCAACAUCAGCAACGACACGAAACAGUUGCUACGAAGAUUAAUGACGAAUUACGUUAUUCAAUCAUCGAUGCGAUUUAUUUGAGACCAGCUAUCUGGGAUCAUGGACGAGAACCGAAAUCACUAGGACAACGAAAGGAUUAUUUCAUUGAAAUUGCUGCAUUAUUAUCUACUGAGGACAACAUCCUUUCAUGCUACGAUAUUGAAAAACAGUGGAAGAAUUUGAAAGAUACGUACUUGAAAAUUCGGAAGAAAGUGGUAACGGAUGAAAGUGGUUGUAUCAUACCGCCAAGGUGGAAAUUUUUUUCGGCGAUGACGUUUUUGGAUCAACUGAACACGGUGCAUAAUAACAGUUUAAAUAAUCACCACAUUAAUAAUAACAGUAAUAUGGUUGAUAAUAAUAAUGAUAAUAAUAACAACGUGAUGCCUCAACAAUCAACGAAUGCAUCUUCGUCACCGAAUCAUUCGAACUCAAUACUUGGUAAACGAUCGUUUGAUCAUAAAAAUUUGGAAAAGUAUCAUAAUUAUAAAGACACAACAUCCAUAUUACCAUGCACGUCGUCAUUUGAUCCACAACAAAAAUGUAUUUCGUAUUUAUCAACCAGUAAACAAAAUAAUAAUGGCGCUAUUAUUGAUAAUAGUAAUCAGCCUGUCAAAUCGUUCUAUGAUCAAGACGAAUAUGUUGUCUUUUGUAAUUCACUCAUUUAUCCAUUACGGGAAAUCGGCAGUAUAAGUCGUGUUGAGUUAUUGAAAAUCGAGAAAGAAAUUCGUGAUAUAAUACAUGAAAAACAAAUGUUGCUUCUACAAGGACAUGAAUAA